This is a messenger RNA of Aplysia californica (California sea hare), 1341 nucleotides long. RefSeq lists its product as uncharacterized. The transcript has 6 exons. Bases 494 to 979 code for a protein of 161 amino acids. NCBI's taxonomy places the organism in Eukaryota, Metazoa, Mollusca, Gastropoda, Aplysiida, Aplysiidae. The record is from RefSeq and is a predicted model, not a curated record.
UCCCACCAGUAGUCACUCAGACUUUUAUCAACUUGCAAACAAUACAACUGAACACAGACUCACACUUUACUCACUCUCACACUUUCAGCCAAACAAUACAAUAGGCUUGGCCUAACCCCCUGCCACAACCAAAAACAACCAAAUACACCACACAAACAAAGAGAUUACCCAAAUAGAAGAUAUUUACCUGUGUCAUGGGAGGUGGAGCAUCAGUCAACCUGCAAUCAAAAGUUGUAUUGGCUGACUACAAUUCAUGUGACAACCCAGCAUACUGACCCCUAGUUUUGUUUUCACUUACUCAAGUUCUAAUCUUCAUGUUUAAUAUGUCAAAAGUGAGGUUCUGGGAUAUUAAUUUUGAGCUUAUCAAAUGUAUUUGUUAACAAAAGAGAUUAGGAUCAAAUCAAAUCUAGCAGUUGGCCAGCUCUCUUGUGUGGCCUGUCCGAUCUACCUCUUUUCAAAUGUACAGUGUCCUAACUAAUUUCCUGGGGCUGAAAUGACCUUUAGAGUGGAGAGUGCUGUAAAAUCUCUGAAGGAAACCAUGCCGGGGCAGCAACUAGAAGCUCCAGUGUCCUUCUCUCAUGAGAACUGUAAAGAUUUUUUGAGUGCUCUGUUGGAGGAGCGGAACAACACUAUGACCCAGCUGAAAAUAGAUGCAGAAAGUGCGCUUGACCAAAGUGGAUCAGAAUUGUAUUUUUCAGUCUCUCAGAAAUUUCUUGAGCGGAAAAAGGCUAUUCAGGAGUGCAUUGAGAAGAUUAGAAAAAAUAUCAAGACCAAAGAAAAAGAUGCAGAAGCCCUCUCACGCCCUGAUGAUCAAGCUAAAUGGAAGCUGAUGGAGAUGGACAUUCAGUAUCUAAGAACUUUUAAAUAUCUAGCCAGGAAAGAGUUGGCCAAGGAAGAUGAUGUGAAAAAACAAGCCUUAGAGAUUUUUAUGUCAAGAUUUGCAAAUACUGAAGUGCAACCAGAAACCCCAGAUGAAUAGAUGCCUAGCCUGUGUUUUGCAUAAAAUUGACCUGAAUGAUUUUAAGAACAUGUUGUUGAAUAACUGUAAAAGAAGGGAGGGAAGGAGAGAGAGAGAGAGAGAGAGAGAGGAGAGAGAGAGAGAGAGAGAGUUAAAUUAUACACUUCAUUGAUUUUCCAUUUGACAAAAUUUUUAACAGCUUGGUAAAUAAUGAAAUGUCAUCUGUUUGUUGGUUCAUUAUUAUGAUAUGAUCUUCAUUUUUACAUUUUUGUACACUACCACUACCAGAAGCCUAUUCAACGAAUUACUGGGCAAUUAUGAUGAUCUGAUCUGAGAAGUAUUGAAUAAAUGGUACUUGCUGAGAACGGUGCCUUUCACUUUCA